Molecule: messenger RNA, 2773 nt
Organism: Pungitius pungitius (ninespine stickleback)
Lineage: Eukaryota; Metazoa; Chordata; Actinopteri; Perciformes; Gasterosteidae
Gene: alox5a
Product: arachidonate 5-lipoxygenase a
Exons: 14
Coding region: 53-2212 (719 amino acids)
Biological process (GO): linoleic acid metabolic process; arachidonate metabolic process; hepoxilin biosynthetic process
Cellular component (GO): nuclear envelope
Molecular function (GO): protein binding; arachidonate 5-lipoxygenase activity; iron ion binding
Source: RefSeq, a predicted model, not a curated record
CUGCAACUCCCUCUUCUGUCCUCUUACACAUUUUCUUCAUUUUGCAAGAGGAAUGACAAGUGUACGUCAGCAAAAGAAUUCAAGUUUUGAAAAGGGGAAACUUGCCUUACCUGAAGUCUCGAAGGCAAACCUUUUGCGGGUGGGGGAUAGCUUUUCUGCAGGUUUCGUCAUAUUCAGAGGGACCGACAUGCCUUCGUACACGGUGACUGUUUCCACGGGGAGCCAGUGGUUCGCCGGGACGGACGAUUAUAUCUACAUCACUCUGGUGGGCGCGGAGGGAUGCAGCGAGAAGACGCUGCUGGACAAAGCGUUGUACAAUGACUUUGAGAGGGGGGCGGUGGACUCUUAUGAGGUGAGGGUUGAGGAGAACUUGGGGGAGAUUUUGUUGGUGAAGAUUGAGAAGAAGAAGUACUGGGUGCACGAUGACUGGUACUGCAAGUACAUUACAGUCAAGACCCCGUCUGGAGACCACAUUGAGUUCCCCUGCUUCCUCUGGCUGGUGGAUGACAACGAAGUGGUGCUGCGGGACGGAAGAGCAUUUCUGCCUCAGGACGAUAAGACCAGCCUGGUCAAGCGGCACAGACAAAAAGAGCUGGAAAUGAGGAGGAAAACCUACAGGUGGAAGGAGUGGCAGCCGGGCUUUCCUAUGAGCAUAGAUGCUAACAGACACAAAGACUUGCCCCGGGACAUCCAGUUUGACAGUGAGAAGGGAGUGGAUUUUGUACUGAACUACAGUAAGGCAAUAGAGAACCUGUGUGUGAACCAGUUCAUGCAUAUGUUCCAGUCCUCCUGGAGUGACUUUGGUGACUUUGAGAGGAUCUUUGUGAGAAUCCAAAACACCAUCUCAGAGUACGUGAUGCAACACUGGAAGGAGGACUUCAUGUUUGGCUACCAAUUUCUAAACGGCUGCAACCCCGUAGUGAUCCAAAAGUGCACCAAACUUCCUGACAAGUUUCCUGUCACUGAUGAGAUGGUUUCUGUCAGCCUGGAGAGGGAUCUCACUCUACAGGAGGAAAUAGAGGCCGGUAACGUCUACAUAGUGGACUACGAGGUGUUGGAAGACAUCCGACCCAACUGCACAGACCCGUGCACGCUGCAGUACCUGGCAGCUCCCAUCUGUCUGAUCUACAAGAACAUUAAGAACAAGCUCCUCCCCAUAGCCAUACAGCUCGGGCAGACGCCAGGGAAAAGCAACCCCAUCUUCCUGCCCACCGACGCCGAGUACGACUGGCUGCUGGCGAAGAUCUGGGUGCGCUCCGCCGACUUCCACCACCACCAGAACAUCACACACCUGCUCAGGACCCAUCUGAUGACGGAGGUCUUUGCCGUCGCCAUGUACAGGCAGCUCCCUGCCGUUCACCCUGUAUUUAAGCUCCUUAUCCCACACAUCCGUUUCACGAUGGCCAUCAACACCAAGGCCAGAGAGCAGCUCAUCUGCGAGUGCGGCAUCUUCGACAAAGCGAACGCAACGGGUGGAGGCGGCCACGUCCAGAUGAUUCAAAAGGCCAUGAAGUCUCUGACUUUCCGGUCUCUGUGCUUCCCGGACAUGAUCAAGGCGCGUGCUGUGGACGACAAAAAGGAGCUGCCCACCUACUUCUACAGGGACGAUGGCUACCAGGUGUGGGAGGCCACCAAGAGUUUUGUGUCUGACGUGGUGCACAUUUACUACACCAGCGAUGAGACGCUGCAGAAAGACGAAGAAAUCCAGGCCUUCGUUAAGGACGUGUGCAGCUUCGGAAUGCAGGACUUUGAUCACUGUGAAUUUCCAAAGUCCCUGAAGUCACGCGAGGAGCUGACGGAGUAUCUGACCGUCAUCGUGUUCACUGCGUCGGCCCAGCAUGCAGCGGUCAACUUUGGACAGUACGACUGGUGCUCCUGGAUCCCCAACGCCCCGUCCACCAUGAGGAGGCCCCCGCCCACCCAGAAGGGCCUCGCAAACGUGAACCUGAUCAUCGAGAGCCUCCCUGACCGCGGACGUUCCAGCUGGCACCUGGGGGCCGUGUGGGCCCUCAGCCAGUACCAAGAGGGAGAGCUGUACCUGGGCAUGUAUCCCGACGAGCACUUCAUAGAGAAGCCAGUGAAGGCGGCCAUGGAGAAGUUCAGGAAGCGGCUGGCGGAGAUCAGCGGCUCCAUCAAGAGGAGGAAUGACGGAAAGAAGCUGCCGUACUACAACAUGUCCCCCGACAAAAUCCCAAACAGCGUGGCCGUCUGAGGGCGGAAGUCACGGAUCUGCGAAACAUUUGGCCAACAUUGAGGUUUUAUCACGGUCACACAAGUGUGUAACUGACUUUUACUACUGCAUAUUAAAAUGUACUGAAAAAGAAACAAAAAAAAGCCCAAAAUUGACUUAAUGGUUAUUGUGCUUUUUAGUGUAAAACAUCAGAUAACACUGAAAUAUCUACUUUUUAUAUAUUUUGUGACUAGUCAAAUGUAAAAUCCUCAUACAUUUAAAUCAAAAUUAGAAACAUGUGGCUUACAUUGAAAGACACAAAAGCGUUAAAAGAAAACUUCAUUUUUAUUUGGUUGUUCUUUUUAAUUCCACAUACUUUGUUCAAUAAUGGGAAAUUUAACUGAAAACACAACAAUAUUUAUUUUUAAAAACAUAAGUACGUUUACAAAUUUACUGUUACUAUAAGUAAACUCACAGACAAACUUGUGGAAUGAUAUCAUAAGACAGGGGAACAGUCAUAUAUGUUCAAGUCCAGUCAGUAGUAAACAAAUGUGCACGUUACACUAUUCCCAGACACGUUUAAACGCAAGCGGCAGGUGAAGA